This is a messenger RNA of Chroicocephalus ridibundus (black-headed gull), 4245 nucleotides long. It is a transcript of the gene OSBPL1A, whose product is annotated as oxysterol binding protein like 1A. The coding region runs from base 298 to 3162 and encodes 954 amino acids. The record is from RefSeq and is a predicted model, not a curated record. The transcript has 29 exons. Gene Ontology annotation, cellular component: cytosol; plasma membrane; perinuclear endoplasmic reticulum. Gene Ontology annotation, molecular function: cholesterol binding; protein binding. Lineage: Eukaryota; Metazoa; Chordata; Aves; Charadriiformes; Laridae.
GGGGGAGGCGGGACCGUGGCGUGGCGGAGGAGUGUGGGGGGGGCGGAGCUCUGCCCCGCCGGGAGCCCACGGCGCCCGCCCUGCGCGGCGUGGGGCGGGGGGGAACCGGCCGAGGCGCCGCCGCGGGUCACGUGCGGGGCCGGCAAGAAGUGUGGUUGCCGUGGCCCAUGACCCUGUCGCGUUAAAAAAAGUGUUGGAGUACCGGAACGGAAACGAACUGCUCCAUUCCCCCUCCAUUCUGCACGCAGAGAACUCCAGUUAAUGUGCUUGGAACGGUGCUUUGCCAGCUGAUCCGAGAUGAGCACUGAAGCAGAACAGCAGCUUCUCCAUGAUGCUAGAAAUGGAAAUGCUGAAGAAGUUAAACAGCUGUUGGAUACCAUGAACAAAGGAGAAAUAGACUUUGAUAUCAACUGUAAAGGCAGAAGUAAAUCUAAUAUGGGUUGGACACCUCUUCACCUUGCAUGCUACUUUGGACAUGCUGUUGUGGUAGAUGAUUUGCUGAAGGCUGGUGCAGAUGUGAAUGUGCUGAAUGACAUGGGGGACACUCCACUCCAUCGUGCAGCUUUCACAGGACGUAAGGAGGUGGUGAUGUUACUCUUGCAGCAUAAUGCUGAUACUUCUAUUGUUAAUGGGAGUGGAGAGACCGCAAAAGAAGUUACUCAUGAUAAAGACAUAAGGAAUAUGUUGGAAGCAGUGGAAAGGACACAAGAACGAAAACUGGAAGAAGAACUCUUAGGAGCAGCAAGAGAGGGGGAAACAGGGAAACUGACUGCCUUGUUGAACAAGCCCAAACCACCUGAUAUCAACUGUACAGAUCAGAUGGGGAACACACCAUUGCAUUGUGCCGCAUACCGUGCCCAUAAGCACUGUGCAUUAAAACUUCUAAAAAAUGGAGCAGAUCCUAAAAUAAGAAACAAAAAUGAUCAGACACCCCUUGAUCUAGCCCAAGGUGCAGAAAUGAAACUGCUACUGGGAGGUAAAACUGGAAAGGUUAUCAAUAAACCCCUGAGACGAUACGAAGGUCUCCUAUGGAAGAGCUCACGAUUUUUUGGUUGGAAACUCUACUGGAUAGUCCUAGAACAUGGAGUCCUUUCCUGGUAUCGGAGACAAGCUGAUGCAUUGAAUAAUGAUCAUCGUCAGGGAUGCAAGCAUCUAACACAAGCUGUCUGCACGGUAAAAUCUACAGACAGUUGCUUCUUUUCUGUCAGAUGUUUUGAUGACACUGUUCAUCGUUUCAAGAUUCCUAAAAAUAGCCUUCCUUCUCAAACUAGAGAGAGUUGGCUGGAAGCAAUAGAAGAUCACUCUGCAUAUAGCACUCACUACUGCACACAGGAACAGUUGAGUAGUGAUGAUGAGGAAGAUGAUACGGUAUCUGUUACAGACCUACAGGAUACUCUGAAAAAAGCACAAGCAUGCCAACAAAGACUCAGUAAAGAGGUUUCAGACUUCCUUGCAAUGGUUAAAUCUUUGGAUGCUACAAAAGGAGUAUCUUCUCCUCUCCUGCAAAAAGUUGAUGUGGUCUCUGAAGUAUCCCAGGAAACCUGUGAGGCCCUGGCUGACUGCCUCAACCUCUUCACAAAGCAAGAAGGGGUGAGGAAUUUGAAACUGGAGCAUGAGCAGGAGAAAAACAAGAUCUUGUCAGAAGCAUUAGAGACACUAGCUACUGAACACCAUGAACUAGAGCAGUCUCUGGUUAAGGGAUCUCCGCCUCUCAGCAUCAUCAGUGAAGAGCAGUUCUAUGAUGCAGUUUCAGAUUCAGAAUCUGAAAAAUCAUUAAGUGGGUUUGAAACCACAACAGCCUACUCGUUAGAGGACAGCAUGGAUUCAAAAGAUACGAUAACUUCAAGCAUCCCUGAAGAAAAGGUUUGUGGCAGUGGAGAGUCGCUGUCUAAUGGAAUCAAAAAACACAGAACAAGCUUGCCAUCUCCGAUGUUUUCCAGAAAUGACUUCAGUAUCUGGAGUAUCCUAAGAAAAUGCAUUGGAAUGGAGUUGUCGAAGAUCACAAUGCCAGUUAUAUUCAAUGAGCCACUGAGCUUCCUACAACGGCUUACGGAGUAUAUGGAACAUACAUACCUCAUCCACAAAGCCAGCUCACUUUCCAGCACAACUGAGCGAAUGCAGUGUGUUGCUGCAUUUGCUGUGUCUGCUGUAGCCUCACAGUGGGAACGUACAGGGAAGCCGUUCAACCCGUUGCUUGGAGAGACAUAUGAAUUGAUCAGAGAUGAUCUUGGAUUUAGACUUCUCUCAGAGCAAGUUAGCCAUCAUCCACCAAUCAGUGCUUUCUAUGCUGAAGGUUUAAAUAAUGAUUUUGUGUUUCAUGGAUCAAUUUAUCCUAAACUCAAAUUCUGGGGCAAGAGCGUGGAAGCGGAACCGAAAGGCACAAUGACUUUGGAGCUUCUUGAACACAAUGAAGCCUACACGUGGACAAAUCCUACAUGCUGUGUGCAUAACAUUAUUGUGGGCAAACUUUGGAUUGAGCAAUAUGGAAACGUGGAAAUAACUAACCAUAAAACUGGUGAGAAAUGUGUACUAAGCUUCAAGCCCUGCGGCCUCUUUGGGAAGGAGUUGCACAAAGUUGAAGGCUACAUUCAGGACAAAAGCAAAAAGAAACUUUGUGCACUGUAUGGGAAAUGGACCGAGUGUUUGUACAGUGUUGACCCAGCUACGUUUGAAGCUUACAAAAAAAAUGACAAGAAAAAUGCAGAAGAGAAGAAAAGCAGUAAACAGGUGGGGAAUACUGAGGAACCAGAUGAGAUGCCAUUGCCAGAUUCUGAGAGCGUGUAUGUUAUUCCUGGAAGUAUUUUGCUAUGGAAGAUAACUCCAAGACCUCCAAAUUCAGCGCAGAUGUAUAAUUUUACUAGCUUUGCUAUGGCUUUGAAUGAGCUGGACAAAGAAAUGGAGAGUGUCAUUCCCAGAACUGACUGCCGGCUACGACCAGAUAUCAGAGCCAUGGAAAAUGGAGAAAUAGAUCUAGCUAGUGAAGAAAAGAAGAGGCUAGAAGAAAAACAAAGGACUGCCCGCAAAAAUCGUUCGAAGUCAGAGGAAGACUGGAAGACAAGAUGGUUCCACCAAGGCCCCAAUCCCUAUACUGGUACACAGGACUGGCUUUAUUCUGGCAACUACUGGGACAGAAACUACUUUAACUUGCCUGAUAUUUAUUAAAAUGCAAUGAGGAGCCUGUGACUGAUACAAAUAAGUCUUAAUCUGUUUUAAUGUUUUCCCUUGUUUUACUUAUCUCCUGAAAAAAACUGACAUGUUAUCAAACAGAAUAUUAAGCGUCUCCACAGUAAAUCUGGUGGUACAUGAUCUGCAGUCCCAUAAGUAGGGGAAUAAUUUUUCUGGCUGAUGGUGGGUCCUGCAUGGACAAAGUUAAGUCGCCGUGGUUUCGAGCUGCCCUGUUUGCUGAAUCCACCUAUAUUAGGUUGUGGUGUAUGAGGAAUAGAACACCUUCGGCUGUUCUGUGAAUACUUUCUUUCGUAGAUAACACUGGCACAAGUAAAACUGGUUUUAUUUAUCGUGACAUGGGAAUGUUUAAAAGCACACAUGGUAAUUGCAAUAUUCUGUUCUUUAAUGAAGAAGGGUGUGUCACUUUUGUAAAGAUGUAAUUUUUCAUAAAGUGACUUUUCUUUUACUAAAAUAACUCCCUUAAAUCCUGCGCUCUGGUUGGAGAUUCCAGAAGUGUUCCCGUCUCUGGAGCAUUAAUGCAGUUGUUUAAGCUGGUAACAUUACUCAGAGGUAUUUAUUCAAUGUUUUGUGCAGUGUGUUUUGAAUUUUGGUCUCCUGUUUUGCUACCAGCCUUAUGGCUUAAGGAAUUAAGAGCCAUUUAAAUUAUCUACGGAUUUGAUUUGAACUGCACACUAAUAACAGGUUUUAAAAGAAUCUGUUUCAUGCACUAGAAGUUCUGGUGCCCAGCACCACUGCAAAAAGGCAAGAACCUAAUCAGUCCAGGAGCCGGUGGAACAUGGUGUAGGGGGGGAGAGGACCUGUGUCUGUACUGUGCAAACUCCCUGGGAGGAAGUCUUGUGCAUUUCAAAGGUAGUCCAGCACCUCAGUGAGGCCUCCUGUGCACAGCUGCUUUACCCCUUUUCGGUGGGGUGCAUUCAAUCUUAGAGUGUAAGUUUAUAUUGAACUGUGUACAGAGCUUCUAGAGGGCGAGCUGCUCUUUGUACAAUAUUUUAACUGCUGUCUGGAGGUUAGUGUUAAUCGAAUAAUUGCUACUAAAUAAAGGCUUUGAAACUUCUUGCA